GCGGCUGCAGGGGAAGUUAGCAAAAGUGCUUCGGAUUCAGCGCUCAUGGGAAACUCUAUGUUGGUCAAGAAGGAAGAGGAGGAGGAGGAGAACCACAGGAGAAUCAAGAAACUGAAAACCGAGAAGGUUGACCCCCUGUUUACAGUGCCACCGCCGCCGAUUGCCAGCAGUCUCGCACCUCAGAUUCUGCCCUCCUACUUUUCCCCAUCUUCAUCCAAUAUUGCAGCACCAGUCGAACAGCUCUUGGUGCGGACUCGGUCCGUGGGUGUCAAUACGUGUGAAGUUGGAGUAGUGACAGAGCCAGAGUGUCUUGGGCCCUGUGAACCUGGGACCAGUGUCAAUUUGGAAGGGAUCGUGUGGCAUGAAACAGAAGAAGGUGUCCUAGUGGUCAAUGUCACGUGGAGGAACAAAACAUAUGUGGGGACCCUACUAGACUGCACCAAGCACGACUGGGCCCCUCCUAGGUUUUGUGAAUCACCAACAAGUGACCUAGAGAUGAGAGGGGGCCGAGGCAGAGGGAAGAGAGCGAGGUCUGCGGAGUCUGCCGCGGCUGCCCCUGGCUCCGAGGUCAGCUUCACAGAGUCCAGAGGGCUGCAGAGCAAGAACAGAGGGGGGGCCAAUGGGAAAGGGAGGCGUGGCAGCCUCAACGCCAGUGGACGAAGGACACCCCCAAACUGUGCUGCAGAGGACAUCAAAGCCAGUCCUUCCUCGACCAACAAAAGGAAGAACAAGCCUCCUAUGGAGCUGGAUCUGAACUCCAGCUCUGAGGACAGUAAACCCGGGAAACGGGUCCGCACCAAUUCUAGAAGCACCCCCACCACCCCUCAAGGGAAACCAGAGACUACAUUUUUGGACCAAGGCUGCUCCUCUCCAGUGUUAAUCGAUUGCCCCCACCCAAACUGCAACAAAAAGUACAAGCACAUAAAUGGCCUGAGGGGACACCAGGCUCAUGCACACUUAGACCCAGAAAACAAGCUAGAGUUUGAGCAUGACAGUGAGGACAAGAUCUCAGACUGUGCGGAAGCCUUGAGUAAUGUGGCCCCUGGGAAGAAUUCUGGCAAAAAGAAGGGCCUUAACAAUGAACUUAACAACCUUCCAGUCAUCUCCAACAUGACAGCCACCUUAGACAGUUGUUCGGCGGCAGACAGCAGUUUAGCUGCUGAAAUGCCCAAACUGGAAGCAGAAGGACUGAUUGACAAAAAAAGUUUGGGGGAUAAAGAAAAGGGCAAAAAAGCAAACAAUUGCAAAAUGGACAAAAACCUCUCUAAACUGAAAAGUGCCCGGCCCAUCGCCCCUGCCCCAGCCCCUACACCCCCACAGCUGAUUGCUAUACCGACUGCAGCCUUCACAUCCACAACCACGGGGACCAUACCGGGACUGCCCUCCCUCACGACCACUGUCGUCCAGGCUACACCAAAGAGCCCUCCAUUGAAACCUAUUCAACCAAAGCCCACGAUUAUGGGGGAGCCCAUCACCGUGAACCCAGCUCUGGUGUCACUCAAAGACAAAAAGAAAAAGGAGAAGCGUAAGCUAAAGGACAAAGACGGGAAAGAGACUGGGGGUCCCAAAAUGGAUGCUAAGCUGGGGAAGCUGGAGGACGCCAAGGCGGCUGGCAAGGAUUUGUCUGGGCAUUUUUUAAAGGACCAUCUCAGUAAGAGUGAAGGGCUGGCGAACGGAUUGUCAGAGUCUCAGGAGAGCCGCAUGGCCAGUAUCAAAGCCGAGGCUGAUAAGGUUUACACAUUCACGGACAAUGCUCCCAGCCCUUCCAUCGGGAGUGCCUCUCGGAUGGAAUGCAGUACCCUGGUGAAUGGCAGACAGCAGGUCAGAGGGCAUGAGGUCAAAGGCCAGUUCCCCAUCAGAUAUCAUUUCUAAUAAAGACGGUGUCGUGAAAGGCCAUUCUUCAACUUCAGCACAAUCAUCUCAGCUGAAAGAGUCCCAUUCUCCCUAUUACCAUGGCUACGAGCCUUAUUAUUCUCCAAGUUACAUGCACCCUGGACAGGUUGGUGCCCCCACAGCUGGGAAUGGUGGGAGCACACAGGGCAUGAAGAUCAAGAAGGAGUCAGAGGAAGAUGCAGAGAAGAAAGACAAGGCAGAGCAGUUAGAUUCUAAGAAAGUGGACCACAAUUCUACAUCUCUACAGCCUCAGCACCAGUCGGUUAUCACACAAAGACACCCUGCCCUGGCUCAGUCACUUUAUUAUGGCCAGUAUGCCUAUGGGCUCUAUAUGGACCAGAAAUCACUGAUGGCCACCAGCCCUGCCUACAGACAGCAGUAUGAGAAGUACUAUGAGGACCAGAGGCUGGCAGAGCAGAAAAUGGUCCAGAGUGGGAGAGGAGAGUGUGAAAGAAAGGCCGAACUCCCCUUGAAAGAACUGGGCAAGGAAGACAGUAAACAGAAAAACAUGCCAUCGGCCACAAUCUCAAAAGCUCCCUCUACUCCGGAGCCUAACAAAAACCAUUCUAAGCUAGGGCCAUCAGUGCCUAAUAAAACUGAGGACACAGGUAAAUCACAGCUUCUCUCCAGUCACCAGCCGCAGCUUCAGGCCGACAGCUUCAAAACUAAGCAGAUGGAAAACCACCAGCUUAUUAAGGAGGCUGUAGAAAUGAAGUCUGUCAUGGACUCUAUGAAGCAGACAGGUGUAGACCCAACCUCGAGAUUUAAACAAGAUCCAGAGUCAAGGACAUGGCAUCAUUACGUAUACCAGCCCAAGUAUCUAGAUCAGCAAAAGCCAGAAGAACUUGACAGAGAAAAGAAAUUAAAAGAGGACAGUCCGAGGAAGACGCCUAACAAAGAGAGUGGUGUGCCUAGCCUUCCCGUGUCAUUAACAAACAUUAAAGAGGAGCCCAAAGAGGCCAAGCGCCCAGAUUCUCAGUCAGUGGAGGAAAGCAAGCUGAAGAAUGAUGAUGGAAAGACUCCCGUGAACUGGAAGGACUCUCGGGGGACAAGAGUGGCUGUGUCCUCACCUAUGAGUCAGCAUCAGUCGUACAUACAGUACUUGCAUGCUUAUCCUUACCCACAGAUGUAUGACCCCAGCCACCCUGCAUACCGGGCUGUUUCUCCUGUCUUAAUGCACAGUUACCCUGGGGCCUAUCUCUCUCCAGGAUUUCAUUAUCCUGUUUAUGGGAAGAUGUCUGGGAGAGAGGAGGCAGAAAAAGUCAAUACCAGCCCCAGCAUCAACACAAAAACAGCCAGUGAAGCCAAAGCCCUGGACCUGCUCCAACAUCACGCCAACCAAUACCGAAGCAAGUCCCCUGCUCCUGUGGAGAAAGCUUCCACAGAGCGGGAACGGGAGACGGAGCGGGACCGGGAUCGCCAUUCCCCCUUCGGCCAGCGGCACCUGCACACUCAUCACCACACCCAUGUUGGCAUGGGCUACCCUCUCAUCCCUGGUCAAUACGACCCUUUUCAAGGCUUGACCUCUGCUGCCCUCGUUGCCUCUCAGCAGGUGGCUGCCCAGGCAUCUGCAUCAGGAAUGUUUCCUGCACAGAGAAGAGAAUAACAGGAUCGG
This is a messenger RNA of Cricetulus griseus (Chinese hamster), 3508 nucleotides long. Lineage: Eukaryota; Metazoa; Chordata; Mammalia; Rodentia; Cricetidae. The record is from RefSeq and is a predicted model, not a curated record.